Molecule: messenger RNA, 891 nt
Organism: Eremothecium cymbalariae DBVPG#7215
Lineage: Eukaryota; Fungi; Ascomycota; Saccharomycetes; Saccharomycetales; Saccharomycetaceae
Gene: FLX1
Product: flavin adenine dinucleotide transporter FLX1
Exons: 1
Coding region: 1-891 (296 amino acids)
Biological process (GO): folate import into mitochondrion; nucleotide transport
Cellular component (GO): mitochondrion
Molecular function (GO): folic acid transmembrane transporter activity; FAD transmembrane transporter activity
Source: RefSeq, a predicted model, not a curated record
AUGGGUCAUGUGUUAGGAGAUUUGCAGAAGGAGGUGAUAUCUGGGCUCUCUGCAGGGUUAUUAGCCACCAUCAUUAGUCAUCCCUUGGACUUGGUUAAGGUUCGAUUGCAACUUUCAGUACGACAUACUCCACGAGUCACGUACUCACAGGUUCUCAAUGAUAUGUUGAGAAACACAUACUGGGUUCGAGAGAUCUACCGUGGGCUAGGAAUAAGUUUAUUAGGCAAUUCGUUGGCUUGGGCUAUUUACUUUGGACUAUACCGAUUUGCUAAAGACGUGGCUAUAUCUAAUGUGAGCGUCAGCUCAUCGGCAUCAGAUUCUGAAUUGAAAGAUAGAAAACUUUCGGCGCCUGUAUACCUUGCUGCCGCUGGAUUUAGUGGUACUUUUACUGCAUUACUGACAAAUCCUAUCUGGGUUAUAAAGACUAGAAUUAUGUCGACAACCACAAGUGGUCCCUAUAAAUCAACCAUAGAUGGAGCGUCUAAGUUAUUGUGUGAGGAAGGUAUUUUAGCCUUUUGGAAGGGACUGCUACCUUCUUUGUUUGGGGUGUCACAAGGAGCAAUAUAUUUUACCGUAUACGACACCCUAAAGUUUCAGUAUUUGCAUUCGAGCUAUGAUAAACAUGAGAGGAAGCUUUCCGCUCUGGAGCUCAUCACUGUCAGUUGCAUAUCAAAGAUGAUCUCACUAAGUGCAGUAUAUCCACUUCAGUUAUUGAAAUCAAAUCUUCAGGACUUUAAAGCUACAUCAGACAUCAUGACGCUGGGGAGUCUAAUAUACCAAAAAGAAGGGAUAGCUGGUUUCUAUAAGGGUGUAUUUGCCAACUUGCUAAGAUCUAUUCCAGCCAGUUGUAUCACUUUCUUCGUGUACGAGAACGUGAAGCACAGCAUAUAG